AUGCUUGACGCUGCAUCUGGCUGUGCCACACGCAAAAGCUGCAGUGAAGGUGCACUGGUUCCUAAUGGUUCUGUUAUUUGUGGUCGCUCCGCCAAAUAUAGAGCUAUAGACGGCACUACGAGCAGCAAAAUACCUACUGAAAAUUCGAUGGUCUCGGAACUUGGUAGACAUUGGACAGGUUCGAUGAUAGAACUGGGCUAUGGGCAACGUGAGUUGGCCUUCGGGACAGUGCCCAAUUGGAUAGCGUCAAAGAGUGAUUCUCCUUUCAGUUAUUUUUCUCGCCGGGAUAGUAGAAAGUUUCAAGAGGGCCCUCGGAAAAUGUUUGCUGAGGAACUCUUUUUUAAACAACUUCUUGGGGCACCGUCAAGUCCGGACACUGAGUGCAAAGAUGGAACAGACAGAGCAGAUAAUAAAGGAGGUUUACAGUCUUCAAUUGCUCGCUAUCUACUUGAAAUCAUUAAGGAGAAAGCUGGCGUUAGACAUUCAUUAACUAGUCUUCUUCCCACCGAGAUGAAGGACUCCUCGUUCUACUCCAUUGAAAAGGAUUUUCGGCAUCGCAAAAUUCGUUGCCGAAGUUGUGAACCCCAGAUCAAAGGAUCAGGACCAGAUAAUCCUAGCCUCUCAUCAUUUCUGUUUGAAUGCAUGAGUCUGAGUCGUCAAUGCCAGCUAAGAUGUCCACUUUCACCACCAAGAAAACGCCUUUCAUUAAGUGAUUCAGAAAUUUGCUAUGCAAAGGAAUUGGAACAGUCCGUACCAGACAGUGCCACAAGUUCCACUGACGCCGUAUGCCAGCCUAUUAGUCAGGUGGAGGAUCCUUCGCAACAAUGUACAGAAAAUCCAUCAGAACAGCCGCCAUCAUCACCUGUUUUUGUCACAAGUGAAGAUCUGGAGGUAGACAAUGGAACAACUUGUUCGAGCCCUCUUUUACCGAAAGACGAGGUGUCGGCUAAAGAAGUCCCAAUAGCGGAAGUGCCGAAAACCACAAAAAAGUGCGUUCGGUUUGCUGACGAUAUUGGGAACAACCUCUUUGAGGAAGUACUGAUACCUGAUACCUCGCUGCCCCCUAUGCUACAAGUGGAGCAUAAAUUCUUGAUGGAUGACGAUUUUCGGGAUAUGAGCGACCUUGAGGACUCGUUGCCUGGAGUAGUGCGAUCAAAAUUCAAUCCACUGGGUCCGAAACAUGGAAGUUUGCUGGACAUAAAGAAAAUUCCGCCCCCAGUUCCUGGACUUAGCCACUCGAAUAGUUCCAGCAGUUCUCUUUCUAGUCCACAGAGAUGCUCACCUACUUCUACCCCUCCAACAAACUGCACUUCUAACUGGCGUCUUACGUUUGCUCAACCUGCUGCUCAGUAUCUAGCAUUUCGUCAGCGUCUGGAUUCAAACUUUGUCUCUCUCGAAAAUGUGACAGUAACCAGUCAAAAAGAAGGAACAGAUACUUUGUACCUUUACGGAACCAUCAAGGUUAAAAACACUACAUUUGUAAAACGCGUUAAACUAAGGGUUACGUGUGAUCGGUGGGUAACUCAAAAGGACUAUCCGGCUGUUCACAAUGCUCAACUUUCGAACAAAGGCGGAAAUACAACUUACGAUACAUUCAUGUUUAAUUUUCAUGUUGAUGUCUCGAAGAUGCGAGCACCGCGGGAUCUCCAAUUUGCCGUGUGCUAUCAAGCCGGAGAGAACGGGAGUUGUGGAGAGUACUGGGACAAUAACGAUGGCUGUAAUUAUGUAGUGGUGGAAGACGUACCGAUGAGUCCAAAUUUGAGCCACGAAAGUUUUUUUCGCGACCACCCAUCGAUGGGUACGAGAGAGGGCCCGAUGCGGACUGCGAUGGGUGGUUCUGAACACACCUUAGCCUCAACCAGUCCGCCAGUUCCAGCAUACACCUUGGAUUACCGGCCUAACUUUGAUGCGUUCUCCUCUCUUACCUGCUAUUCUUCCUGGCAGCACUAUUCCUCUGAGUCAAUGUACUACUAA
Mesocestoides corti is the source of this 1974-nucleotide messenger RNA. Lineage: Eukaryota; Metazoa; Platyhelminthes; Cestoda; Cyclophyllidea; Mesocestoididae. The record is from the annotation of a GenBank genome assembly.